UCACACCUGCAGAUGUUCACUCUGCUUCCCCCCUUCCUGUAUGCUGCACGUCACCGCACCGGCCGCACAGCCUUGCAGCUCUUUGCACACAGCAUGGAGAGGAGCGCAGUUGUGGGGCUGCUGCUGCUGCUGGCGCUGCCCAACCCCGGGCUGGGUGAGCAAUGCAAUGGGGCUGGGGUGGCCGAUGGGGCUUCUGCGUCACUGCAGGGAGCAGCAGGGCAUGGGGGCAGCCAUCCCCACUCAGCAGUGGCUGUGGGAUGGGUUCCCACUCUCCCAGUAGCACGGUCACAUCUGCGCAUCAUCGGGGGACGCGAGGCCAAGCCCCACUCCCGGCCCUAUAUGGUGUCAGUGCAGGCCAGGGGGGUGCACGUCUGCGGGGGAGCACUGCUGAACCCACGCUGGGUGCUGACGGCUGCACACUGCAUCCCACAGAGUGCCGAUGUCUCCAGGAUGGUGGUGGUGGUGGGGCUGCACCGGCUGUGGGAGCACAGGGACACCCAGAGCUUCUCCAUCCGCGCUGCCUGUCCCCACCCCGGCUACGACAGCCAGACGAUGGAGAAUGACCUCCUCCUGCUGCAGCUGGAGGGGAAGGUGAAGCGCAGCAAAAGGCAUCGACCCAUCGCGCUGCUGCGGAGGGAGCCGGCGGUGGGCACCGUGUGCAGCCUGGCAGGCUGGGGUGGGCGAAAAGGGCUGGCAGCCGCGCUGCAGGAGCUGGAGGUGACCUUGCUGGACAUAAGGAUGUGCAACAACAGCCGCUUCUGGAACGGGGACCUCACACCCACCAUGAUCUGCUUCCAGGGCCGGGGCCACGGCGAAGCCCCCACCAAGGGUGAUUCCGGGGGUCCCCUGGUGUGCGGGCGCCCGGCGGCGGUGGCGGGCGUUGUGUCCUUCAGCAGCCCCAACCCUGCCGACCCCUUCAAGCCCCCGGUGGCCACCUCAGCAGUGAAGCACCGUGUGUGGAUCCGGCGCACGCUGCGGCGUGGCUGCACGGCACAGAUGGAGCAGCCCCGGCUAUUUACACAGGGCAGUCAGCAGCUCAGUGACAAAGCAGCCGGGACCCCGACGAGCACCCAGCCCUGGUGAGCACCGCACUCAGCCAAGCACCCUCAGUAGGAGCAGCACAAAUGGGACCCAGCCCGGCCCCGCGCCUCGCCAUUCGGGGUCCCUCCCUGCUUCGCUCUGGCUGUGUAUCCCCGAGAUGAGGCGACCCCGUCCCCGCAAUAAAGGCUCUGCGAUGCCUGGCGGUGCCGUGCCGAUGCGCGAGCUGAAGCGUGCGGCGCGAGCCUG
This is a messenger RNA of Centrocercus urophasianus (Greater sage-grouse), 1287 nucleotides long. RefSeq names its product granzyme M-like. The transcript is spliced from 5 exons. NCBI's taxonomy places the organism in Eukaryota, Metazoa, Chordata, Aves, Galliformes, Phasianidae. The coding region runs from base 13 to 1083 and encodes 356 amino acids. The record is from RefSeq and is a predicted model, not a curated record. Gene Ontology annotation, molecular function: serine-type endopeptidase activity. Gene Ontology annotation, biological process: proteolysis.